GCACUUGUGCUUCUGGAAGAGUUGCAAGAGGAAAAGUUGCAGCCCAACGAAGUGGUCUAUGGUGCGGUGCUGCGAAGCUGCAGAAUGCAGGGGCAGUGGCUUGAAGCUUGCCAGAUCUUGGCGAAUGCGAAGUUGGCAGAAGUUCCACUGACCGUCCGACUGUCAAGUGAGCUGAUGAACGUGUGUGCGCAAGCUUCAGAAUGGCAAGUUGCUUGCUCGGCGCUGGCAGAGUUGCAAAGCCUGCGGCUUGAAGCUGAUGUUGUGGCAAAGAAUUCCGCGAUUGCAGCGUGUGCUCGGGGCUUUGCUUGGCCAGCAGCGUUGCAGCUGCUUGAAGACCUCGCAGUGCCAGGUGAAGUGAGCUACACCUCCGUGAUCAAUGCCUGUGGCAAUGGUCAUGAAUGGAGCUUGGCCGUGCACCUCUUGAGCUUGAUGAAAAGUUCCUGGAUCAGCCCAUCACGUAUCAGCUGCAAUGCUACAAUCAGCG
Messenger RNA from Cladocopium goreaui, 484 nucleotides. Lineage: Eukaryota; Dinophyceae; Suessiales; Symbiodiniaceae. The record is from the annotation of a GenBank genome assembly.